Messenger RNA from Spodoptera exigua (beet armyworm), 1346 nucleotides. The record is from the annotation of a GenBank genome assembly. Lineage: Eukaryota; Metazoa; Arthropoda; Insecta; Lepidoptera; Noctuidae.
GGAGCCGCGCGUCCUUGGUCGCGGCGUGCGUCCCCGCGGGCGGCGCGCGGCGCGGGCAGUGCGAGCGCGCGCGCCGCCCGAGCGCGACAUGAACGUGUUCACGCAGACGCCGCGCGACGACCCGCUGCCCGCGCACUACAUCGAGAUCGUGGAGCCCGACCCCGCGGCCUGCGAGCCCUCCGCGCUGCCGCCCGAGGGCAACGUCAAGCUGCGCAACUACAGGCUUCUCAACGAGAACAUCCGCGCCUACACCCCCACUGGAGACAUCCACAUCUCGCCGGCCAAGGGCAAGCUGGUAGCUCGCUACGACGUCUGUGCCACCAUAUCGCCUCCCCGUGCUCGCAUCCUGGAGCUGCUGCGCCCCGAAGAUCCAGGCCGUGACGCGCUCGAAGCCAUCGUGAGGCCAAUACCACGCCGUGGCCUCACCAGGCCACUUGAUGAAGACACUAAGCGAUUUUUACAGCGAGCUCUACAAUCUCCCAGCCCUCUACUGUCCGCAUCUGCCACACCCGAGCCCCAUCACAGACCGCCAGAGCCGCCAGAAUCAGACAAGGAAUCAGAUUCAGUGUCAUCCCCUGAAGAAACUAGUCACAAUAAAUCAAAGGACUCUGUUGCUGAGCGGUCACUAGCAGAUGAACUUCGGGAGGCGGAGGAAGAGGAGCAUGCGGGAGGAUGCACCCAACAAGAACUGCUGCGCGAGUUCCGCAAGCGGGGUAGCGAUGCCGUGGAGCGGGAGCGGCUGGGCCGGCUGGCGCUGGCCGUGGAGGACGACGAGGAAGAGUGCGCGCUGUCGGCCACGGCGCGGCGCCUGGACGCGCUCCUGGCGCAGUCGCGCGACCUGCACUCGGAGCUGGCGGACAUCCACGCGGACCUGCAGGCGUCUUCAGUGCGCGCGCGGCGAUGUACGGCGGCUGCGCGUGCGCUGGGCGCGGAGGCGCGUGCGCUGCGGUUCCUGGACGACGUGGUGGCGCUGCUGCGCGGGGACGUGGCGGCUGCCGUACGCGCCCGCGCCUGGCCCUUCGCUAUUGGUCGACGGCAGCCUGACAGGAACUAUGUUAUAUGAUCUCAGGAAUGGAGAUAUCGCUGACUGUCCGCCAUGCUGCUUCUCUCGAAUAUUCGACACCAAAGGCAUAGGUACCAAGGGGGUAACUUUAACGUUAUUUACACUGCUUAUGUCACGGUCACUGCCAAGUCCGUUAUAUUAAAUGUUACCGCGAACACAGAUGACCAUUACCGUUAUUCAUUAAAUUGUCAUUAAUAAUUUAAUUAGCUGGAGCUGUAGAUCAAGGAGAUAUUAGUAGUAAACUGAUACAACAAGGCAUAGAUCGAGAGUGAAUGGUGACGGA